AUGGUCAAAAUGUUUUUGUGGAGAGCACUAAAUAAUCUACUCUCGACUAAAGGACAUCUCAGGCGUAAGGGAGUGGUGCAAGAUAGUGCGUGUCCUCUUUGUGGACUGGAGGAAGAAAAUGUGGCUCAUGUACUUUGGAAUUGUCCUCCAGCAAAUGGUGUUUGGGGAUGUGGGUCGAUCAAAUUCCAGAAAAGGUGUUGUGGUGGAACAAACUUCUUCAACAUCUUUGAAGACAUAGUCAAACGGUGUGACCGUUUUGAUGUGGAGAGGUUUGCGGUGACUGGCAGGCGCCUAUGGUUACGUAGAAAUGCUGUGAUUCAUGGAGAACCAUUUGUCCAUCCCAACCAGAUUAUGAGAGAGGUGGGCGCUGCUAUAGAAGAUUUCCAGAGGGCGAAUAUGGUGGAUGAACAUGAGACGAGGCAAGCUCAGAAAGGUGAUUCUGCUCUGUGGCAACCACCUCCGGUGAACUCUGUUAAAAUUAAUUGGGACGCCACGGUGGACCAUCGGAAUGGGAGGAUCAGGCUGGGUUGUGUUGUCCAAAACUCAUAA
Messenger RNA from Corylus avellana, 549 nucleotides. RefSeq lists its product as uncharacterized. The record is from RefSeq and is a predicted model, not a curated record. NCBI's taxonomy places the organism in Eukaryota, Viridiplantae, Streptophyta, Magnoliopsida, Fagales, Betulaceae.